AUAUCAGAUUUACAUAUGACAUAUUUACUGUUAAGAGUACGUAGAUGGAGAAAAAGGGUAGUCAUGUAAAUCGGACGCCCUUUGCCAAGUUUCACACACUGACCGAGGUACAGCACACUUGGUGUUCAGAGGCUCAUUGGAUUUGGCACAUUCUGCACAAACUGCUGUCUGAUUACGAAUUAUUAUGAAGUUCUUGCUCCUCUUGUCGGUGGCCUUCUUGGCCUUCGUCCACGCCAAAGAAAUGGGUACUCGGACUUACAAGGGGUACCAGGUGUUCACAGUGAAGGUAACGAAUCCAGCUCAAUUUGAGGUAGUCAAGUCACUUUACGAUAGCGAUGAGUAUGACUUUUGGACCACUCCUCGUAAGCUGGGCGCUACCGAUAUCAUGGCUGCGCCUGAGCAGAUAAAACAAUUGGGCAAGAUUUUUGCCGAAAAUGGGAUGCAAUUUGUGGUCAAAGUUAAGGAUGUCGGAAACUUGAUUCUAGAAGAACAAGCAUCCAACAAACGUUCCAGUGAUGGACGAAUUUCAUGGACAGCAUAUCCCUCUUUUGCUGAGAUUCGGGACUGGCUGACCUCGAUUGAUAGCCCCAUCGCAGAAGUGUCGACAAUUGGUUACACGCACGAAAAUCGACCUAUUUUCGUGGUUAAAUUUUCCACUGGAGGUGCCCCCAAGAAAUCAAUUCUUAUCGAUGCAAACAUACAUGCUCGGGAAUGGAUCGCCGGCGCCACUGCCACCUGGAUAAUCAACGAACUGGUCACCAAUCCUGAUCCAUAUGCAGACAUUCUUGCUCAAGUGGACAUUUACAUUAUUCCAAUGGUCAAUGCGGAUGGGUUUGAAUGGUCUCGAGCAAGAGAUCGCAUGUGGCGUAAAACGCGUUCAAUCAGAUCUGGGUCAUCAUGUAUUGGGUGCGAUCCCAACAGGAACUUCGCCUUCAUGUUUGGCGGCGAAGGGACUUCUCCAGAUCCAUGCUCUAACACCUACACUGGAGCUGGACCUUUCUCCGAGCCCGAGACUGCUGCAAUCCGUGACUUUGUUGUUGCCCGUGAAAGUGAGGGGGUCAAGUUCUAUGCGUACAUGACCUUUCACUCGUAUUCUCAGCUGUGGCUUCUGCCAUGGGGCUACACUCAGGGUGUGUACCCCCCUGACUAUGCUGAACAGCUCAGUUUAGGUCAGGCAAGCAUUGCUGCCCUGGAAGCCGUCCACGGAACGGCUUAUCAAACUGGACAAGGAGCUGAUAUUCUAUACGGAGUAGGAGGGGCUAGUGAUGACUGGGCAAAGGACCAUGGGAUAAAAUACACGGCCACCAUUGAGAUGAGGGACACUGAAGAAGGUUAUGGUUUUAUCCUUCCGGCCGAUCAAAUCAUUCCCAACGCUGAAGAGGUCUGGGCUGGACUUUUAGUCGUCUUUCAACGCGUCAUCGAAACUCCUGUUUAAGACACUCACUCUGCUUUAAUCUAGAUUUAUUGUGUGUAAAACCAUGUAAUAUGUAACCUCGUAUUCGACAGACUUCUUUACUUACUGACGCCUAGUUGAUUUGUGAAAUAAUUAAGUUAAUAAACCAAACUUCGUUUAUGUGUCUCACUGUA
Folsomia candida is the source of this 1587-nucleotide messenger RNA. Its product is annotated as carboxypeptidase B. The transcript has 10 exons. The record is from RefSeq and is a predicted model, not a curated record. Gene Ontology annotation, biological process: proteolysis. NCBI's taxonomy places the organism in Eukaryota, Metazoa, Arthropoda, Collembola, Entomobryomorpha, Isotomidae. The coding region runs from base 185 to 1435 and encodes 416 amino acids. Gene Ontology annotation, molecular function: metallocarboxypeptidase activity; zinc ion binding.